AAAAAUCAAGAAAAUGCAAAAUCCUCCACUCUCCCCCCUCCACCUUCUUCCAUGGCCGAAUAAUUCCCCCAAAUAUUCUCUUUCUCUCUCUCUUCUUUCUCUCUCUUCAUCAAGUCGUCAUGACUUCUUCUUCUUCUUCUUACAGCAGUCUCUCUUCCACUAAAAACACAUUCUUGCAGUUUCGUCCUUCUCAAAUCUAUCUCCCCAAUUACAGGCCCUCCGUUGAGUUUGAACCCCAUUGUCUCAGGAGGGACUUUCUCUCUCUAAAACCCCAGCUACAGUCAAUCACCAAACCAAUAUCUCUUUCACUUCUCACACUAAGCAGCAAUGGCUUCUCCCGCCCUUUCGCCGCCGUUUCCUCCUUCGCCGAAGGCGACGGCGACGGCGACUCCGCACCACCCAAAGAAGAAAGCGCCGCCGACGGAGAAGAACUGCGCGGCAUGGCGCAGGCGUUCCACAUUUCCUCCGGCACCGCCUCCGCCAUAUCGGUCUGCAUAGCGGUGGCGGCGCUGGUCGUGCCGCUGUUCAUGACCUCCCUAGGGCAGGGUCUGCCGUUCAAGACUCGAGCUUUGUCGUACGCAACCCUUCUGUUCGGGUUCUACAUGGCAUGGAAUAUCGGGGCCAACGACGUGGCGAACGCGAUGGGGACGUCGGUGGGCUCCGGCGCCCUGUCUCUCCGGCAGGCUGUGCUGACGGCGGCGGUUCUGGAGUUCUCCGGCGCGCUGCUGAUGGGGACGCACGUGACUAGUACAAUGCAGAAGGGGAUACUUGUGGCUGAUGUUUUCAGAGGGAAAGAUACUCUGCUUUUUGCUGGGCUGCUCUCUUCUUUGGCUGCUGCUGGUACUUGGCUACAGGUAGCAUCGUACUACGGUUGGCCAGUAUCGACCACACAUUGCAUCGUAGGAUCAAUGGUCGGAUUCGGCCUCGUUUACGGAGGAACCGGAGCCGUCUUUUGGAGUUCACUCGCAAGGGUAACUUCUUCGUGGGUCGUCUCUCCUUUAGUCGGAGCACUCGCAUCUUUCCUCGUCUACAAAUGCAUUCGCAGGUUUGUCUACAGUGCCCCGAAUCCCGGCCAAGCAGCCGCCGCAGCAGCACCGAUAGCAGUUUUUCUCGGAGUCACCGGAAUUUCAUUCGCUGCAUUCCCACUCAGCAAAACCCUCCCAAUCGCCGUCGCCCAAGCUCUAUCCGCCGGGACAGCUGGCGCAUUCCUAGUGGAUAGAACCAUCCGGAAACAAUUAGGCCACCUCCUGGCUAACUCAGCCGAAGAAGAAGCCGACUCAGCGGGGGCGAAAUCGGAAAGCAAAAAUAUAGGAUUCCUAUCCGACAUAGCGGGGCCCACAGGCACAAACCUAGAAAUAGUGUACGGAGUUUUCGGCUACAUGCAGAUCUUAUCCGCCUGCUUCAUGUCCUUCGCGCAUGGCGGAAACGACGUCUCGAACGCGAUCGGCCCUUUGGCGGCGGCGCUCUCGAUUUUGCAAGGGGGAAUGACGGGGGGAGAAAUCGUGAUCCCGAACGACGUGCUGGCGUGGGGAGGGUUCGGGAUCGUGGCGGGGCUGAUGAUGUGGGGGUACCGGGUGAUUGCCACGAUCGGGAAGAAAAUAACGGAGUUGACACCGACGAGGGGUUUCGCGGCGGAGUUCGCGGCGGCGUCGGUGGUGCUGGGGGCGUCGAAGCUGGGGCUGCCGAUAUCGGCGACGCACACGCUGGUGGGGGCGGUGAUGGGGGUAGGGUUUGCGAGGGGGCUGAAUAGUGUGAGGGCGGAGACCGUUAGGGAGAUUGUGACCUCGUGGGCGGUUACCAUACCUGCCGGUGCCACGUUUGCAGUUAUUUACACGUGGAUUUUGACCAAGGUCUUAUCCUAUGUACUGUGAGUGUGUGUGUACAUUGCAUGGUGAAUUUUCUUUUUUCUUUUCUUUUUUUAUAAAAGAUUGAGAAGCUGCAGCAGUAAAUUUUUUCGGUUCAACUGAUUUAACUGACGUUGAAUCACGAUCGGAAACACGUGUCAGAACUUUUUCUUGUAUUAAUCUUUUUUUCUUCUGUC
Messenger RNA from Erythranthe guttata (spotted monkey flower), 2041 nucleotides. It is a transcript of the gene PHT2;1, whose product is annotated as phosphate transporter 2;1. Gene Ontology annotation, cellular component: membrane. Lineage: Eukaryota; Viridiplantae; Streptophyta; Magnoliopsida; Lamiales; Phrymaceae. Gene Ontology annotation, molecular function: phosphate transmembrane transporter activity. Gene Ontology annotation, biological process: phosphate ion transmembrane transport. The record is from RefSeq and is a predicted model, not a curated record.